UUGAACUUUCAGCUUCUAUUUCUUUGCAAUUUUUAAAGUUUUAUUAGUGUCCUAAAAAUGAAAGAAAAUUUCGUUUAUUUCACAUUUAUGAUUUCAUUUGUAAUAUUUGUAUUUUGGACAAAUUCUGUAAAAGCUAAAGGAACACAACAUGUAACAUGUGGUUCUGUCUUAAAAUUAAUGAAUGUAAAUUAUAAAGUAAGAUUACAUUCCCAUGACAUAAAAUAUGGGAGUGGUAGUGGCCAACAAUCAGUAACAGGGACUACAGCGAAAGAAGAUGGAAAUUCUUAUUGGCUUGUAAAGGCUGGAACAAAGAAUCAGUGUACUAGAGGUGCUCCAAUUGAAUGUGGAAAUAUUAUAAGACUAGAACAUAUAGCAACAAAAAAAAAUCUCCAUUCCCAUCGUGUUGUUUCAAUACUUAGUGGUAAACAAGAAAUAUCUGCUUAUGGUAAUCAUAAGGGAGAAGGUGAUGAUGGUGAUAAUUGGCUUUUGAAAUGUGAUAGUGACUUUUGGAGAAGAAAUGAAACUAUUAUGUUAAAACAUGUAGAUACAGACACAUAUUUAGCAGUAAGUGGAAUAACUUAUAAUAAUCCCAUUAGCGGUCAGAUUGAAGUGGUAGGUGAUUAUUAUUCUAAUUCUCCUCAUGUUCAAUGGAUAACAACAGAAGGAAUAUUUAUUCAUCCUAACGAUUUCGAAGCCCAACAUCAUGCACAUACAGAACUGUAA
Molecule: messenger RNA, 723 nt
Organism: Eufriesea mexicana
Lineage: Eukaryota; Metazoa; Arthropoda; Insecta; Hymenoptera; Apidae
Product: stromal cell-derived factor 2-like protein 1
Exons: 4
Coding region: 58-723 (221 amino acids)
Source: RefSeq, a predicted model, not a curated record